Molecule: messenger RNA, 522 nt
Organism: Pieris brassicae (large cabbage white)
Lineage: Eukaryota; Metazoa; Arthropoda; Insecta; Lepidoptera; Pieridae
Gene: RpS15A
Product: 40S ribosomal protein S15Aa
Exons: 3
Coding region: 111-500 (129 amino acids)
Biological process (GO): translation
Cellular component (GO): cytosolic small ribosomal subunit; ribosome
Molecular function (GO): structural constituent of ribosome
Source: RefSeq, a predicted model, not a curated record
UUGACUUUGGACAUCUUGACAUUGACAAUAGAUGAUCUCAAUUGCCAAAAUAUUUCUUUUUCAACUAGCCUGUCAUUACGGAAAGUUGCGGCGGGUUUUAAAUCCUAGCCAUGGUGCGCAUGAACGUAUUGAGUGAUGCUCUUAAAUCAAUCCACAAUGCCGAAAAGCGAGGCAAAAGACAAGUGCUCAUCCGCCCUUGUUCUAAAGUUAUUGUGAAGUUUCUUACUGUGAUGAUGAAGCAUGGUUACAUUGGAGAAUUCGAGAUUGUAGACGAUCACAGAGCAGGAAAAAUCGUCGUCAACUUGACAGGCAGAUUAAACAAAUGCGGAGUUAUUUCACCACGAUUUGAUGUACCAAUCAAUGAUAUAGAAAGGUGGACUAACUUAUUGCCCUCUCGACAAUUCGGAUACUUAGUGCUAACAACCAGUGGAGGUAUCAUGGAUCAUGAAGAAGCCAGAAGAAAACAUCUUGGAGGCAAAAUAUUAGGUUUCUUCUUCUAAUCUAAUAUACAUUAAAAAUUUA